Messenger RNA from Cricetulus griseus (Chinese hamster), 328 nucleotides. The record is from RefSeq and is a predicted model, not a curated record. NCBI's taxonomy places the organism in Eukaryota, Metazoa, Chordata, Mammalia, Rodentia, Cricetidae.
CUGAGGGCCCUCGGGCUGAGCAGUCAUGUCGCACAAACAGAUUUACUAUUUGGACAAAUACGAUGACGAGGAGUUCGAGUACCGGCAUGUCAUGUUGCCCAAAGACAUAGCCAAGCUGGUCCCUAAAACGCAUUUGAUGUCUGAAUCUGAAUGGAGAAAUCUUGGCGUUCAGCAGAGUCAAGGAUGGGUCCAUUAUAUGAUGAUCCAUGAACCAGAACUUCACAUCUUACUCUUCCGGCAGCCACUACCCAAGAAGCCAAAGAAAUGAAGCUGUUGAACCACCUUUCAAACUCAAGCUUUACACAGCUGUCCUUCCUUCCUACACCUU